Molecule: messenger RNA, 4293 nt
Organism: Cyprinodon variegatus (sheepshead minnow)
Lineage: Eukaryota; Metazoa; Chordata; Actinopteri; Cyprinodontiformes; Cyprinodontidae
Gene: tlr5
Product: toll-like receptor 5
Exons: 5
Coding region: 26-2683 (885 amino acids)
Biological process (GO): toll-like receptor signaling pathway; inflammatory response; immune response
Cellular component (GO): membrane
Molecular function (GO): protein binding; transmembrane signaling receptor activity
Source: RefSeq, a predicted model, not a curated record
UUAUCUUUCGCAGGACGAGGACAGAAUGUGGCGGCUGCUCCUUCACCUGAUCUGCACUGGCUUCUACCUACAGCUAACAACAUGCCAUCCAUUAUGCCAGCUAUCGGGUCAGAAAGUCUACUGCGCCGCCCGGAAACUCCGCUGGGUCCCAGCACUGCCCCCCAACACCACCCAUUUGUACUUAGACAGAAACCACAUCCAAGAGAUCAACAGGACUUCUUUCAGAGACUUAGAGGAACUCCAGGAAUUAGACUUGGGGAGCCAACGGGAAGUAGUCCUAACAAUCAGGAACGACUCCUUUCUCAGGCAGAGAAAGUUGACUCUACUAGUUCUUGGAGACAAUUUGGGUCUGACGCUGGAACCACGGGCGUUUGUGGGGCUGGUCAGUUUACUAGACCUCUGGCUGGAUCACUGUUCCCUGACUGACUCCAUACUGAAAGAGAACUACCUGGAACCACUUCUGUCAUUAAACAGGCUCAACCUCUACGGGAACAAGAUAGUGAGACUCCUUCCCGGUCGUUUCUUUUUGAAUCUCACCAGGUUCUCUGUGUUAACUCUUGAACUAAACUCUCUUGAGAAGAUAUGUGAGGGGGACUUAGUUGGCUUCAGGGGGAAAUCAUUUAAGAGUCUGGACUUAUCGUCCAACAGUUUCUUUGGAUCCAAUGUUGACUGGUCGACCUGUGGAAACCCUUUCAGGGGGAUAACCUUCAAUAGGCUCGAUAUCUCUGGAAAUGGAAUGAAUUUGGAAAAAUUAAAACAGUUUUUUAGAGCGAUCAGGGGGACUCCUAUUGCUCAUCUGAAAUGUUCUAAUGGUCUUGGAAAAGGCUUUUCCCAUGAGAACAUUGCAGAUCCAGAUAACGACACAUUUGUAGGCCUCAUGGACAGUUCAGUCAUUAAGUUAGAUCUGUCAGGGAACAGGAUUUUUGCUCUAAAAGAAAAAGUCUUUAGGCCUCUGAGAAAUGCAAAUAGUAUCGAUAUUUCGCAGAACAAAGUAAAUAUAAUUGAGAAAAACGCCUUCUUUGGUCUGCAAACAAAUUUAUACAAACUUAAUCUGUCCUUCAAUCUGUUAGGAGAGAUCCGCUCCAACACAUUCAACGGUCUUACAGAACUGCUUAUUUUGGACUUAUCUCACAACCACAUUGGUGUACUAGGGUACAAGGCCUUUAGCGGUCUUCCCCAGCUGCAUCAUUUAUAUCUAACAGGAAACUCUCUGCGGCUGCUGGGGUCUCCUGCUGCUCUACCGAACUUAAACUUCCUUCUCCUCAGAGACAAUAAGUUGGAUUCCCUCUACCCCAUCUUUAGCUCAUGGAACAACGUUAUCUAUUUAGAUAUUUCAGGAAACAAAUUAACAAACCUGGAGAACGUUUACAUUGUCUUGACUCAUUUCAGGCAUCUGGUUUACCUUUUACAUGGAGACAACCCCAUUUUGUGGUGCACAAUAAAUGCUGGAGUCUCCAUGCCUGGUAAUAGUAGUUUGAUUGUGUUGGACCUUCAUGGCUGUUCCCUGCAGAAUGCUUGGGCACAAGGCAAAUGCCUUGACAUAUUUGAACUUUUGCAGAAUUUGCUCACUUUGAAUAUCAGUCUCAACUCCUUAAUGGCUCUCCCUCAUGGGAUCUUUAGUGGUCUAACUUCAAUUGAUACAAUUGACCUUUCAUCUAAUGCCCUGACCUAUCUGGAGACUAGUGUUUUCCCAGCCAGCCUGAGAUGGCUCGACCUUUCAAACAACUUCCUAGCUACUCCCAAUCCGAUGACUUUCCACUCUCUCAUCCACCUUGACCUUGCAGGAAAUCGGUUCCACUGUGACUGCUUUCUGGAUAGCUUCCUGAGUUGGCUUAACACGACCAAUGUCACCUUCCGGAGCCCAGUCCAGGAAUACAGAUGCAAGUUCCCAGCUUCUGUCCACAACAUUCCCCUGCUGGAAUUUUCUACCAUCAUGGAGCCAUGUGAGGAUGAGGAAAAGACUGUACAGGCUCUUCGGCUGGCUCUUUUCAUGUCAUCUGUCAGCCUCGUUUUCAGCUUUGUACUCGGGGGGAUCAUUUACGCCCGCCUCCGAGGUCAAAUAUUCUUCAUCUACAAAAAGAUAGUCAGCAGGGUUCUUGAGGGUCCCAAACCCCCCACCACUGAGAAGGACUGGCAGUACGAUGCCUUCCUGUGCUUCAGCAACAGCGACUACAGUUGGGUGGAAGCUGCCUUGCUGGAGAAAUUGGAUAACCAGUUUUCAGAGGAGAACCUGUUCCACUGCUGCUUUGAGGCCAGAGACUUCCUGCCUGGGGAGGAUCACCUCUCAAACAUCAGGGAUGCCAUCUGGAGCAGCAGAAAGACCUUGUGCAUCGUCUCCAAGGAGUUCCUUAAAGAUGGCUGGUGCUUGGAGGCCUUCACUUUAGCCCAGGGACGCAUGCUGGAGGAACUGACCAACGUCCUGAUUAUGUUGGUGGUAGGGAAGGUUGCUCCCUACCAGCUGAUGAGGUACAACGCAGUCCGAACUUUUGUCCAGAAGAGAAAGUACCUCACCUGGCCUGAGGACCCUCAGGACCUGCAGUGGUUCUAUGAGCGCCUCGUCUCACUGAUCCUCAGAGACACCAAGGUGAAGAAGUUUGGCAUAGAGAAGCCGGAACCUGCGGAUCCCGAAGGUCGACCUCCUGAUGGGGAGAUUGAGCUCAAGAACAUUGCAGCCGUUGACUAAAUAAACAAUGUAAAGGUAAGCUGAAGGGAUGUGUUUCUAAGGCAGUGACGGACGUCUCUACUCACUGGACCAGUUAUAACAACCCAUCUGCCUAUAAUACUGUGAAUAGUGUAAUAUGCAUUUCUUUCUGCCGACACAAGCUAUAAGUUAGAAUAUUCCAGUAGAAUGUGAUCUGGAAAGUGUGGAGUAAAACAUGUUGAGGUAUGUCUGUUCUUGAUGGCUUGAUGAACUCACGUUGUUUUUCCUCUAAAUGUUCAAGUGUGAGAAAGUUCUUUAUGCAGGGGGUGGGUUGGUUCCCCUGGGGGGAGUGUGUGUGUCGGGAUUUUGUAAAGUAUAAAUGUAUUUACUGAGGUUGCCUCAGUCAGAGCUCUAUCUCUAUGGCUGAGGACGUUAAAUAAAUUCGAACCUUUUUUUUUUUUUUUUUUGCAAGAAAUGCCUGUCUCAAAAACUCCACAAGAGGUAAAGAGUUUGCAUGGGUGGGGUGCAUCAUGGUAAGGGCUAGUCUGUAGGGCCAAGCAGCUAAUUUCAAGUAGCCAACUGCUAAAUCUGUUACUGUUUGAAGAUGAAAUUGGUCCAGUUUACAUCAGCACUCUGUUUACCAAGCUACUGAUAUUUUUUAAAGCUUUGCAAAACAUGAAGUUUAACGUUUUAUAUUAUGUGAUGGACUUUUCAAUACAAUCAAGUUUUCUAUUAAAAAAAAACAGUUGACAAAUAUUUUGUUUUGUUUUUUUGAAAAGCAUUUAAAAACAAUCUACAAUUCAUUACAAAUGCCCUUAGUCCAGAGGCCUGAACCUCGAAGCAGGAUUACUGGGUUAGCCGUCCAACUUCAGGUUUAACCCUGGAUUUCCGGUUCCACCAAGCUGGAUUCAUCCGUAGCGAUCUGAAUCGUAGAAAACGCUCCACCCAGCGGCCAAUCAGCUGUUCAGGAAGCAGUGACAUGCCCUUAGAUCAAAGAAGGAGUGCAAACAGACCCUAAAUAAUACAUCUCAAUAAAGGAACUUAAAAACCAAAACAAAAUAUGUUCUUGACAAAUUAUGUUAAUUUAUUUUUCUCUAUUUGUUUUCUCCUGUAUGUCUUAAUAUAUGACUGGCAUUCACUUGUUUAUUGUGUAAUUUAUAAAUGAAGCCAAAUUUUAAAAAUGUAAUAAAAUUAAGAGUAUAGUCAGAAGACCCUUCGGAUGACUAUGACAGGUUGGGCAAUACAGGUUUUUUUGGGCAUAUAUAUGCCAGAUCUUUGAACUGUGUGUUUGCAGUGGGGCCCUCACUGUAUCAGACUGUAUGGCUAUAUGAUAUUACGAAACAGGCAGCCUCAAGCACACUAUCAGGGACGCUGAACAGCCUGGGGUAAAGACAGUCUGUCCAGCUGUCCAUCAAAUGUCCAGUACCCUGAUGCAGUUAAUGAAUAAAUUCAUCUCUCCUGGAAAGUUGCCUGUACAAAAAAGGAUUUUAUGACAUUACAAGUGAGUUAAAACCUGGAUUGCUGGUAAAUUUGAUGGUCUUACUUAAUGGUGGUUAAAAAAGAUGUUCAGGUGUCUAACCACCAACUAGUAAGGACCAAUUCGAAGACUCGUGACCUUUACCCCAGUGACUCAGGACUAGAACCAGUUGACU